UUUACGUGAGGCGACGGCUCCCGUGUCCUGGCGGAGAAGAUGGCGGCUCCUGGUCCAGGGGAGUAUUUCUGCGUCGGGAGCCAUGUCUCCUGCAUCACCUGCCUGGGGCAGCGCCUGCAAGGAGAGGUCGUCGCUUUUGACUACCCUUCCAAGAUGCUGACUUUGAAAUGUGCCCCGUCCAGCGGUAAACCCAAUCUCAGCGAUGUGGUGCUUGUUAACUUGGCCUACGUGUCGGAUGUGGACAUUAUCAGUGACCGCACUGAAACUCCUCCCCCUUUAGCAUCUCUCAAUUUUAACAAGCUUGUAAAUAGAGCACGGGCAGAAAAGGAAGACAAGUUGUCGCAAGCUUAUGCAGUUAGUGCUGGUGUAUCUGUAGAGGGCCAACAGCUGUUCCAGACCAUUCAUAAAACCAUCAAAGACUGCAGGUGGCAGGAGAAAAACAUAAUGGUGAUGGAUGAUGUUGUAAUCAGUCCGCCAUACCAAGUGGACAACUGUAAAGGCAAAGAGGGCAGCGCUUUAAGCCAUGUGCAGAAAAUAGUGGAGAAACAUUUUCGAGAUAUGGAGAGCCAAAAAUCAGUGCAGCAUUCACAGCAAGCUCAACAAACACAGAAAGACUCUGCUUUAUCAUCAUGAGCACAGGUUCAGAAAUCGGGAAUGUUAUGCUGACAAAGGAAGUUUUGUUUGUUUUAAAUUGUUUUUUUUUUUUUUUUUUAUAACCGAUAGCUGAUACUCAGCGUUUUGAGCAGGGAUGACGGUCCUACACAUCUGAAGAGAAAAACUGCUUCCACUGACAAAAGAGAGGGCAAAAAAUAGAGUGCCGUUUUAGAACAUGUCAUGUAGAAAACAUUGAACAUCCCUUCCAACGUCACCCCCCCCCCAAUCCCAUUCUGCUUGAUUUCCUUGUUUUUUUUCCCCCUCCUGUCAUCAAAUAACCCAUUUGUUCAUUUCAUCUUGCUUGUAUAGCCCAACAAAGAAAUCACAUUUUCUCGUCUAAUCCAUAAUCUUCCUUCCAAUACUAAAUGUGGCACUAAGUGUGUGAAGGUAGAACAAAAACUUUCAGACUGGUUAAAUACAGUUUGAUUUCCUUAGCACACAUGCUGGGUUUAUUCUUGGUUUUUAGUUUUAGAUUGACUGAGAGCUGAAGGUGGAGUAAGGGGAAAUUGUACUGCACUUAGCAUCUACCCAACAUCUCAUUUUUCCAAACCUUUUUUUUUUUUAAAUAAAACUCCCUUGUUUUACUUUUAAAUGUCACUUUUUAAGUGAUAGACGAAGGGGUAACACUCUUGAGUACUGUAAACAUCCUUUCAGUUUACGUCUAAUAUAUUAUGUUGUAAUUUUCUUCCAUAUUUGGUCCUUGCCAUUUUGAAUACCUCUUCCAUAUUGGGACCAUUUUCUAUGAUGCAAUGUUUGUAUUAUUGUUAUUAUUUCCGAACACAUCCAUACUGGAAGGGUACAUUCAGUGGUCGAUGAGAGACUCGCAUUUCUUCGUUGUUGCAGCUUCGGUAUGUGUGUCAGUGUUAGACAGCUCAUCUCUCGCGACAGGACUGAUCUCUUUUCUGAACGGGAAUAUUUGUAAUCACCUUUUUGGGAAAAGGAAAUGUUAAAGCGAUAUCUUGCCAUGUUAAGAUACUAGGACGGGGGGAUUAAGGGGUGGUCUGCACCGGUUCAGAGCCGAAAUCCUCCCGGUCCCAGCCUCGUACCCUGUAGCCUGAUGGAGGCUCUAGCAAUGGCGCCAAGCUGUGACGGGCUUCCGCGUUGCAUAGCAGUUUAUAUCGCUGUGUUAACGGGGUUGCUGUUUGCCUAUAGGUUUCUUUCGCAGUAUUUUAUUUUUAAAUAGUAAUGAAGAAAUAAAAAAGGGAAAAAGCUCA
This is a messenger RNA of Carassius carassius (crucian carp), 1868 nucleotides long. Its product is annotated as protein LSM12 homolog B. The record is from RefSeq and is a predicted model, not a curated record. The transcript has 5 exons. Gene Ontology annotation, molecular function: RNA binding. NCBI's taxonomy places the organism in Eukaryota, Metazoa, Chordata, Actinopteri, Cypriniformes, Cyprinidae. The coding region runs from base 40 to 633 and encodes 197 amino acids.